CAUUUUUUUUAUUUUUACAUCUUAUGAAAAAAUUUGAUUGGGAAAUCUUGCUAUUCCCAGCAUCUUGUCUUCCUCAAUCACUGAACUGAGAUAUCUACCAAAACCCUGAUUGGCAUCCAAACUUCAACGAAUUUAAUCAAAAAUUUCAAUUUCUAUGAGACACUCUGUACAGAUAAAACCCUAAAUUUUGGGGGAAUUGACAUGGACGCGAAAGACAUCCUCGGACUACCCAAAACUCAGUUAACAUUAACACAAGACAAGAAAUCUCGGCCCCAGAAGGAACCUCAACGGAAACCCGAUGGCAUCUCACGCGAGGUUUAUGCGCUUACUGGAGGUUUGGCGCCACUUAUGCCAUCCAUUGAUGUGUCUCAGUUGAAAAAACGACCACCAUCAGACGAGAAGAUUACUUGGCAGUGGCUUCCUUUCACAAAUUCUGCCCGUAAAGAUGACUUGCAGCUUUACCAUUGGGUCAGAGUUGUGAAUGGUGUUCCACCAACAGGUGACUACUCUUUUGCUAAGUAUAACAAGUCUGUUGAUGUUGUCAAAUACACAAAUGAGGAGUAUGAGAAGUAUUUAACAGAUCCUACAUGGACCAAAGAGGAGACAGAUCAAUUGUUUGACUUGUGUGAAAAGUUUGAUCUCCGCUUCAUUAUUAUAGCUGACAGAUUCCCAUCAUCUCGGUCUGUGGAAGAACUAAAGGAUCGUUAUUAUAGUGUAUCUCGAGCUAUAAUGAUUGCUAGGGCUCCAUCUCCAGCAGAUGUUUCAGGUCAUCCUCUUGUUAAGGAGCCGUAUAAUAUUUCACAAGAGAAAGAACGGAAGCGCGCAUUGUCAAUGGUCCUAUCACAAACAAAACAACAAGAGCGUAAAGAUGCCGAGGUUUUGGCUGAAGCAAAAAGAAUAGCUGAGUCACGCAUGCCUGCACAGGCUGCCGAAGAGCCUGAGUUGCCUGUUACAUCUCAUGCUGGUGCAGAAACUACAGACCAAGUUGUUCUUGGUGAUACUGUACCCCCUUCAUUAAAUGUUCAGCUUCCUGCAGCAGUGGUUGCACCUUCAACCUCCAUAAUGGCUGACAGUGCCUCUACUCUGGCUUCUCUGCUCAUGCUUAAGGUUUAUUUGAGGACUUAUGCACUGGAGCAGAUGGUACAAGCUGCAAGCUCAUCUGCUGGACUUCGGACUAUCAAGCGAGUUGAGCAGACCUUACAAGAACUUGGGGUUAAUUUGAAACCUAAAAUGCCAACUAAAGCUGUUUGUGCGGAGCAUCUUGAAUUAAGAAAAGAAAUAUUGACUCUACUAAAUCUUCAGAAGCAGUUGCAAUACAAGGAGGCAGAAGGUUCAUCUUACCGUGAUGGUUCAUACAUUGAUACACCUGGCACGCCUAAGCGUUCCCAGCGUGGUGGGGAUCAAGAUCGAACAUUUUUUCCAGACUCUGGAAGUUUUGGAGGAGAAAGGGUUGGCAAGAACCAAAAACGCAAGGGACCUGGAAGGCAAUCAGAGGCUCCAUCUUCGCCUGCGCAUAAAAGGCCCAGAAAAAUGAAGGCUUCAGAUCUAUAAUUUUUUAGGACACAACGGCUUAUAUUUUGCUACUGAGUUCUUUACGCUUUAAGUUAAAUAGCAGAGGAGGAUAAGCCAGGUUCUUGCCUCAGGUUCACAAAAUGUACCAGCCAGUUGUAUGUAGUAAGUUUUAAAUCGCAAAAUCUUUGUUAGGUCUAUAAUGUAAGAAGUAAUAUAAGUCCAAUUCUAGGCGCUUUAAGAUUUAACAUGUAGUAACACUCAGCAUUUCGAUUGCGAUGGACCAAGCUGGUGAAAUGUUAGAGAGAAUAGUGCUUCCUGAUAUAAACCAUAUUUUGUUAGCAGUA
Mangifera indica (mango) is the source of this 1856-nucleotide messenger RNA. Its product is annotated as SWR1-complex protein 4-like. The record is from RefSeq and is a predicted model, not a curated record. Gene Ontology annotation, biological process: chromatin remodeling; DNA repair; negative regulation of transcription by RNA polymerase II. Bases 202 to 1551 code for a protein of 449 amino acids. The transcript has 16 exons. NCBI's taxonomy places the organism in Eukaryota, Viridiplantae, Streptophyta, Magnoliopsida, Sapindales, Anacardiaceae. Gene Ontology annotation, molecular function: transcription corepressor activity. Gene Ontology annotation, cellular component: nucleus; Swr1 complex; NuA4 histone acetyltransferase complex.